AUGGUACAUAAUAAUCAAAACAUUGAUAAUACACAAAGGAUGCAUCAUCUGAGGAGUAGCUUGACCGGGCAAGCAGCAUCAGUCAUAUCAUCAAUGUCAUCUGAUGCUCAUAGUUAUAUAGAAGCAUGGAAUCUGAUCAAAGGUCGGUUUGACAACAAACAUCUAGUGUGGCACUUUAUUACCUUUGCAGCUACACUACACACAAAUUGGUUCAACCCACGCUACCGAGCCGAGACGGGGUUUCAUCGAUUCCGCCAGAUCUUUUUAUACUAG
Macrosiphum euphorbiae (potato aphid) is the source of this 273-nucleotide messenger RNA. The record is from the annotation of a GenBank genome assembly. NCBI's taxonomy places the organism in Eukaryota, Metazoa, Arthropoda, Insecta, Hemiptera, Aphididae.